UAGUUAGAAUUAAAAAAACGAAGAUUUACAGCGAAAAGAUAUAUAAGAGAUGACAGAAGCGUCACAUCGACCAAAGAAGUUCAUGCGUUUCGGUUUAACAUAAAGCGUGAUUGACGGAAAAGUAAGGAUAGGUAUUUAUGGCAGAAUUACAUACAAUCACAACAAAAAUCCAAUCAUGUCAUUUGGUAUUGAAUCUUCUAUAGUUUAUUACAUCGUGAAAGCUUACGAUUGCGAACAAAUUAAAUUUCGACGUCUAUACGGACUAACUUUCUCGUUACCAAGUACAAAAUAGAUAUAAGAUAGCACCUUGUAAAAUAUCAUUUAAUAAUUGUUUGGAAAAUACAAGACAGGAACCAACAUCCUUUGCUUCCUUUGCAAACGUGUAAGCAUAGGUGUAUACAUAGUGAGGAAUGAAUAAGUAAACAGACUUCGCAAUUUGAUUUUUAUUUGAAAAGUUUUAUACCGCGACAACCUCAUGUAUUUAGUUGCAAAGCAGCAAAAUAUACAAUCAGUACCAAAUAACUUGAGAUUUUGCACAGGAAAAACUAUAGCAUAAAUAUGUGCAAUUCGACGAAUAUAUAAUAAUCUUAUUUACUAGCGUCGUAUGUUAUCAUCUAGUAGUACUCCGGGUAUAAAUAGGAAAGUAUUAAGCUUAGUUGAAGUAAUUAAUCCUUAGUGAUAAUGAUGGAACGGAAACUACUCUUCCUAAUGAAAGUCUUGUUUUCGAAAAUAUAGCUGAUACAAAAAUAGAAAUUAAUGAGGGAAUCUUCUCAACUCAUCUCCCUUCCGCCUUCCUUCUUAAACAUGCAAAGAAAACAGAUUGAAGCAGCGAAAAAUAUUAGGUCAAACAUGUUUUUUGUCAUCUAUAAGUAUUAAAUAUCAGGAAAUAUCUCAUACAUUAUCAUCAUCUUCUAGGCUGCAGCAACAAGUUAUCCAACAUAUGGGGAUUGCGCAAUUUUUAUACUAUGUCAGCGCGCAUCUGUGGAGUUUAGUCAGAAUAAUUUCUGUCUACACGCGACCAACCAAUAUAGUUAAGUCAGAACAAACUGUCUAAGAUCCUAAUAUUUUAUUUCAUAAUGUCUUCCACCCAAGUGAAGAAUGACUUUGAAAAACCACGUAAGAAUCGAAAAAGAACCAUUAAAACCUGUGAAUCGACGCCAAAUCCGCAAAAGAAAAGACGACGACCAAAUGCUGCAAUUCGUGAAAGAGAACGACUUAAAAUUUUCAACGACGCUCUCGAAACUCUCCAAAAAGCUAUUCCCGUUCGUUUGCCGAGGGGAAGAAAACUACAUAAAAAGCAAACGCUCACACUUGCAUCUUGUUAUAUACGAUUUCUUCGCGGUUGCUUGGAAGGGCAGAAUGAUUGGGCAGACAGACAUCGCUUUUUGUGGAGUGCGGGUUCACAACAAGAAGACUUAAUAACAACUAUUGAUGCCGCGGCAGAAGGGUUAACGAGAGUUGAAACUUCUCAGCUGCAAAGCGUAAUGACUCCUCCGGAAUCUCCACAUACGCCAGAAAGUCUAGAAUCAGUUGCAAGCACAUCGUAUGGCAGCAAUGAAGAUAUAUUUAAAAAUCAAUUUACUGUAAAUAAUGAAAUCGAACGAAGCACAGAAUCACUAACUGAAGAAAAUUUCCCCCCAUUUUAUAUAAAUAUUCCUGAAUACCAUCCCAUGUCUCCAGAAGAAGAAGAUAAUCAUUUAGAUGAAUUACUACAGGAUCUGAACGAAAUUGUUCCAUUUGAAGAAAACUCAGAUAUUUUACAGGAAAACAACAAUGUUUUCGCGAACAGUACACUUGAAAAUGAUUUUGUUGUUGAUACCAAAUCUUUGCCACAAUUUGUAUAUCAGAAUGCAAUGAUAUAUAACGACACAGUAGAUGCGACUACAAUAAUUGUCAACAGGCAUGUAGAUUCAACAGAUGAAUAUAUAUUCCAAAGCGAAGCAGAGUCAUGCUACAAUGCUGAGAAUAGUGUCGCAAAACUACAUCAACUGGUUGAUAAUAUAGACGGCUCUGCAUUCAGCAUUACAGACAACCUAACCACAAUAAACCCAGAUGAAUAUAUCGCCACAUCAUGGAGUUCAAAUUUUUCUCGAAAUGUCAAGCCUUCGUCAAACCUAUGCAAAGUUUUGUAUUUUGCGUAAUGAAAUUAACUCUGAGUAGUUAUUUUACUUAUCACUUAUUUAUUUAAUUUAUUACUUACCUGUUUUGGCAAUAAAAAAUUUAAA
Messenger RNA from Styela clava, 2225 nucleotides. NCBI's taxonomy places the organism in Eukaryota, Metazoa, Chordata, Ascidiacea, Stolidobranchia, Styelidae. The record is from RefSeq and is a predicted model, not a curated record.